AUGCGGCCAUCACGUAUCCAAUUCAGAUAUUGGGUUCAGAGCGUGACAGAAUUCAUCUCCAUGACAAUCUCUUUCAGACUAACCAUUCAUCUGCCUCAACGUUCCUGCACAAGUCUUCUUAACCUCAAGCGAACAAAACCAAUAAUCACUGUCACUGCAUUGGGACAGCCAGUUUGCUCUAGAGUUGGGGACUCUGCCAUAUCUAAGAUAUUUCCAAGAAUUUUCGUACCCAUCCAGUUGGCACUCUCCGGAGACGCUGAUAUCACAUCAGAUUUCAUAGUUCCUGAUGGAGUCACUCCAAAUGCCGACUUCUUCACCUUCAAAGGGCUCAAACAGGCCUUGCGGGGUGCUCCCAAGGAUGCACCAUUUAAGGUGACCAAGGCGAGCCAGGCGGAGUUCCCAGCACUCAUGGGGCAGAGCGUCUCGUAUGCUGUGCUCCAGUUUGCACCAGGGGGCAUCAAUCCACCCCACACCCACCCUCGCUCCGCAGAGCUUCUCCUUGUCGUGCAAGGAUGGCUCCAAGUCGGGCUCGUGGUGUCACUGUUACACGUGGACUCCAACAACACGCUCUUCACCCAGGUGCUUCGGACUGGUGCCAUGUUCGUGUUUCCCAAGGGCCUGGUGCACUUCCAAGCGAAUAAAGACCCGAGGUACCCAGCCGUUGCCUUGUCGGCUUUCGGCAGUGCUAACGCCGGCACAGUGUCUCUUCCGAAGACUUUGUUUGGCAGUGGCAUUGACGAAGAUGUACUGGCCAAGUCCUUCAAGACCGAUGCUGAAACCAUCGACAAGCUUGUUUCGGCUGCCACCAUGGGUUGA
Elaeis guineensis (African oil palm) is the source of this 816-nucleotide messenger RNA. Its product is annotated as putative germin-like protein 9-2. Lineage: Eukaryota; Viridiplantae; Streptophyta; Magnoliopsida; Arecales; Arecaceae. The record is from RefSeq and is a predicted model, not a curated record. Gene Ontology annotation, molecular function: manganese ion binding.